Molecule: messenger RNA, 776 nt
Organism: Oppiella nova
Lineage: Eukaryota; Metazoa; Arthropoda; Arachnida; Sarcoptiformes; Oppiidae
Source: the annotation of a GenBank genome assembly
AGUAUUUGGGCCACAAUUGGUCGCAACAAACUGUGGACACAAUAGGCUUCAGACGAAUAACCGGAGGUAUGACUAAUCAGUUGUAUUACUGCGGAAUCGCUGAGCACUCGGCCACCAGUAGUGCCCCUCAAGAGGUGGCCGUCAGACUGUAUGGACCCAAAUAUUUCAAUAAUACCGAUCACGAGGGCAAUGAAAGACUGAAGGAUACUAUCAUUUCACUCAUGAUCUCCGAGAAUAAAUUGGGACCAAAAGUAUACGGUUUGUUUGAACAUGGACAGAUUCUCAAGUAUUAUCCACACCGGCAGUUUCGGCUGAAGGAGCAAAACAACCCGAAACUGGCGGCUCAAGCGUUCAAGAAGUUGGCCGCAGUUCACGCCAUGAAAGUUCCCAUUAAAGUGAACACAAACUGGAUUUUUGAUGACUUCCCCAAAUUCUACGAAACGGGUUAUAAGAAGUUUCCAAUCAAUCAAAUGAUUGAUGAAUUAAAUUGCGAGACAUUGAAGAAACACGAUCUCAAAGAAGAGAUGCAAUGGUUGUUCAAUGCAAUCACCAAAAGCAAGUGUCCGAUAGUGUUUUCUCACCACGACUUCAGAGGCAGUAAUAUAAUGAUUACUGAACCCAACGAUGAGAUAAUUCUUUGCGAUUUCGAGUCUUCUAGUUAUGGUUACCGAGGCUCUGAUUUCGGGAGUAUAGCUCUCGAGUGGGGCCGGGAUUCGAGUGAAUUCGGCAAACCUUAUAGAAAAUAUCCAAACGACGAGACACUCAAAGCACUUAUA